Molecule: messenger RNA, 2854 nt
Organism: Aphidius gifuensis
Lineage: Eukaryota; Metazoa; Arthropoda; Insecta; Hymenoptera; Braconidae
Product: organic cation transporter protein-like
Exons: 10
Coding region: 985-2433 (482 amino acids)
Biological process (GO): transmembrane transport
Cellular component (GO): membrane
Molecular function (GO): transmembrane transporter activity
Source: RefSeq, a predicted model, not a curated record
AAUCGAUACAAGAAAUAAUAUACAAUAAAAAGUGUCUCAAGUGAUUUAAAGAAAAAUAAAUAAAUAUCAUUUAAAUAGUAAAUUAAAAUUUUUUUUAUUAUUCAUUUAUUUUUCAUCCAUUAAUUCUGGACUUGAAAUUUUUAUUAAUAUAUUUUUUUGAUGUCUUUUUAAUAUUUAUAAUGUGUUUUUAACAACUAUAUAAAUUCUACAAUAAAAAAAAAAAUAAUUAUUACAUUUAAAAAGAAGAUGAUAAUCAAUCAAAUUUAGUAGACACAAUUGUUGUUAUAUUCCAAGAAUAACUAAUUGAAAAUCAUUGAAAACAAUUGAAAAUAAUUGAGAAUAAUUGGAAAAGUGGGAGGGGCCAAAUAGUUUUAUUAGAAAUGUUGAUGAAUAUGUAUUUUUAAAAAUUCUAAUGUCAAAUUGAACUUUAUGAAUUGUACUUAUAAAUUAUAAAAUACUCUAGAGAAAAAAUAUUUUUAAUUUUUUAAAAUUAAAUAAUUAAAUUUUUAAAAAUAUAUAUCUAAUAUAGUUUUUAGUUAAAUAAGAUACUUUGAAAUAAUCAGGAAAGUAGAAGCGAAUGAAUACUCUCUUUCCGAGAAUAAAUAAACGAAAUAAAUAAGCCCCGAUAGUUAGAGCCGAGUAUAAAAAUUUUCUACCUCGGCUAUUGACUCGAACACACCUGCACUGAGCCUUUGCUGACAAAACCAAACUGUUUGUUAUUAGUUAUGAUUAGUUAUAUAUUUUUUUUGCCAUCGUGUUUGUGCAUUAUACAUUAGAUAUUUUUAUGAUAACAACAAUAAAAAUUAUCAGAUAAUUAUUUUACAACUUCUUCAAGUGUCAAUUACAUUAAUAUUUAUAAUUCAUAAAUAAUUCAUUUUAUAUAUUGAAUUAAUAAUUGAUAAUAUCAUUGUUAAAAAUUACCAUAAACAGUAUUAAAUAAAAUAAAUAAGCUAUAAAAAUAAACAAAAAUAUAUACAUAAAAUCAUGACCCUUGACGAUGUUAUCAUACGAAUUGGAGAAUUUGGUAAAUACCAAAAAAAAACAUAUGUCUUGCUGUGUCUGCCAGUUAUAUUUUGUGCAUUUCACAAAUUAUCAACAGGAUUCAUCAACUAUGAACCAACCACACUCAAAUGCCUUGAUGAAACUUUUAUACCUAGAGAAAAAAUUAGUCCAUGCAAAAAUAUAUCAUAUGGUACAGAUCAAAUCACUACUGUCACAGAGUGGAAUUUGGUAUUUGAUAGAAAACCAAUGGUAGCAUUGUCAGACUCAAUAUUCAUGGGAGGGGUCAUGGUGGGAAGCAUGAUUUUUGGUGGAUUAUCAGAUACCAUUGGUAGAAAAUUAGUCUUCACAAUAUCUCUAAUUAUUCAAUUGGUUGGUGGUAUACUAGUUGCAAUAUCACCAAAUUACUGGUCAUUUGUAUUAGCAAGAGCAAUUGUUGGAACAUCAAUAUCUGGUAUAUAUCUUACUGCAUAUGUUAUAGCAACAGAAAUGGUUGGACCAUCAAAAAGAAGAAUUGCUGGUGUUUGUGUUCAACUAUUUUGGACAAUUGGAUAUGUUGGAGUUGCUGGAUUAGCUGCAUUAUUUCCAGACUGGAGAAAUCUUCAAUAUGCCAUAACAUUACCAAGUAUAUUUUUUCUUCUUUACUGGUGGCUUAUUCCAGAAUCAGCUCGUUGGUUAAUUACAAAAGGUAGAGAUGAAGAAGCAAAAGAUAUUCUUCAAAGUGCAUCAAUAGAAAAUGAACGUGAAUUAUCUCGUGAUACGAUACAGCAACUUCUUGAUUAUAAUACUGAAAAAGUUGAUAAAAAUGAAAAUACUGGAGGAACAACAAUUAUUCAUUAUCUAAUUAAAUAUCCAAAUAUCAGAAAUAAAACAUUGUUUUUAUGUUUAAUUUGGAUUGUAGCAAGUGGAACUUACUAUGGUUUAUCAUGGGGUGCUUCAAAACUAAACGGUAAUCCUUAUGUUAUUCAUGCAAUAUCAGGUGCUAUUGAAGCACCAGUUUAUUUAUUUCUCAUACUGACACUUGAUCGAUGGGGAAGAAAAAAAACACUACUUGGAUCCAUGAUAUUGACUGGUAUUGCACUCAAUUCUUCAGCACUUUUAACGAAUUAUGGAUUUACAAAUGGAAGUAUUGCAAUGUAUAUGAUUGGAAAAAUGGCAAUCACAUCAGCAUACGGUGUUGCUUAUCUUUUUACAACUGAACAGUAUCCAACAACUGUGAGAAACAUGGGUCUAGGAGCUUGCUCAACAGCUGCAAGAAUAGGACCAAUUCUCGCAACACAUAUUCAUAAUUUGGAAUCAUUGGUGGUUUGGCUACCAUUUGUAACACUUGGUGCAGCUGCUUUUACUUCUGGUGCACUUGUUAUGUUACUGCCAGAAACAUUAAAUAAAAAAUUACCAGAAACAAUGAAAGAUGGUGAAAAUUUUACAGAAUAAAACCAUUAUAGUAUUGUAUUAUUUAAUUAAAAUUUUUGAUAAAUAAAAUUAUUUUUAAAUUUAUAUAUUACAAAAUUAUAUGGGCAAAAUCAAAGUAUUGUAUUAAUAAAUUGUUAAAAAAUGAUUAAAUAUCAACAAAAAAAAAAGUUUCAUUAUUGUUAUUUGUUUUUUCGAAUAAUUAUUAUUUGAAAUUGAACAAAAUUUGGAGUUAAUUUAGCAACAAUUGUCAAUUGGAAAAUAAUAACAACAGGCAAUCUGUAAAUUUGUAUUUUAAUUUUCAACAAUUAGUUUUAUUGUAAACAUACCUUAAAUGCAAGUUUUAUGUUUGUCGAAAAACUCGGUACUGCACAUGACACUGAGUGUUGCGUUGUGGAAAAUUUAUAAGAAGUUCAACUAAAUAAAUGCUAAAUCCUAAUAAUAA